AUGGAGAGGCUAAAGUUCAUUACAGCCAUCAAGUGUCUACAAGGAAAGCCCGGCAAAACAGCUGGGCUGUAUUCCGGUGUCAAAUCUCUAUACGACGACUUUCAAGCCUUGCACAUUUCUCAGACUGACUAUAUCCACUGGGUGGGCCACUUUUUACCGUGGCACCGCUACUUCCUUUGGUUGUUCGAACAGGAGCUGCGGGAGAGUUGUAAUUACAACGAAGCGGUUCCAUAUUGGGAUUGGACCCAAGACGCGACCGACGAGGCAAGCUUUCUUGCUUCACCAAUCUUCGACCCUGUCUAUGGCUUUGGUGGUAACGGACCCUACAUCGAAGAUAUCAGUGGCUUUCCACAGGAUUGGCGCAGCUUGGUCGAGGUCCCCAAACGAACCGGUGGAGGGUGCAUAACAGAUGGCCCAUUUGCUGGCCAUAAUGUCAGCAUGGGACCGGGAAAUCACACCGUGUACAACCCCCAAUGUAUCCGUCGGGAUUUCAGUCCUUGGCUGGCCACUCAAAGCCUGAACAGCAACAUAUACGAGUUCACCCAGAACGCAAGCUCUUUCUUCGAGUUGACGUCUCGCACGGAGGGUGUGAGUCUGGAGAUCAAAGAUAUGGCACUGCAUGGAGGUGGUCAUCUCAGCGUUGGCGGUGGAAUUGGUCAAAUGUCAAAUGUAUACUCUUCACCGGGAGAUCCCUUGUUCUGGCUCCACCACGGCGGCUUGGACAAGUUGUGGGACGAAUGGCAGAGGAAAGACUGGUCCGCCAGGAAGCUCGACAUUGGCGGGCCUGAUACGCAGUUCGCCUACCCCUUCAACUUCUUCGGGGAUGUUCCGUACAAGAAUGUCACGCUUGAUUAUGUUAUGAACUUUGGUCAGAUGAGCGACAGCAUCAUGAUUAGAGAAGUCAUGGACUCCAAGGGUGGCAAACUUUGCUAUUCCUAUGCUUAG
This is a messenger RNA of Neoarthrinium moseri, 945 nucleotides long. RefSeq lists its product as uncharacterized. Lineage: Eukaryota; Fungi; Ascomycota; Sordariomycetes; Amphisphaeriales; Apiosporaceae. The coding region runs from base 1 to 945 and encodes 314 amino acids. The record is from RefSeq and is a predicted model, not a curated record. Gene Ontology annotation, molecular function: oxidoreductase activity. The transcript is spliced from 9 exons.